Cryptomeria japonica (Japanese cedar) is the source of this 756-nucleotide messenger RNA. RefSeq lists its product as uncharacterized. Bases 1 to 756 code for a protein of 251 amino acids. Lineage: Eukaryota; Viridiplantae; Streptophyta; Pinopsida; Cupressales; Cupressaceae. The record is from RefSeq and is a predicted model, not a curated record. The transcript is spliced from 3 exons.
AUGGGGGAUGGUUCAAUGAGUUACAGAGAGCUUUCAAACAGGCUUGUAGAAUCUAAAGAAGCCUUUGAUUUACUAAAGGUCAAGUACAAAGCUUCAUUGGCUAAGAGAAGAGAGUUGGCUAAGAAGUUGUUGGAACUCAAUGAAAGUAGUUCAUCUGAGGAAGAAACCAUUGAUGCCUUGUCUAAUGAGGUGGAAAAGGCACUAGCGGAGUUCCAGACGCUGCAGGCGAGAUCGUGGGACAUACGACCGAGGGUCGUGGAUGCAAGGGUUUCAAAGGAGUAUACACAGUAUAUUACGGCCCAUCCGAUUCCACUCAUAUCAGAUCCAGCAGAGCUAGUGCCCGAGUUUAAGGAUGAGAGGGGACGGAGGAGGGGGAGGGGAGGAGGGCGAGGUCCGAUAGCAGGCCUUGGAGGGAGAGGAGAUGAUGGAGACAGGGGAGGAGGUGGUGGAGGAGGUGGUGGGUUGGGGGUUCAGAUUCAGUGGAGAGGGAGAGGUGACUAUGCAGGUCUGCUGACAGGGCGUACAGAUCUGACGUGGCAUUGUGCAGAUGUACAGUUUUGCCCAUGGGCCAGUGGCCGCUUGCCACAUGGUAGACAUGGGGCCGCCUAUUUUGGUGGUUGUCGACGGAGGAUGGUGUCGUCGGAGGCGGGAGAGACCAGCGAGCCCAGUGUCGAGGGGGCUGGCGGCGGUCGAAAGCCGAGGCGGCCGGCGGGAGAGGUGACCGGUCAGCGGAGGUGGCGGUUGCAUGCAGAGUGA